AUGUCCCAAAUAAUCGAACAAACAUCGACCGAUGGCUACACGUUCUCCGGUCAAAGGGUUCUAUUGACCCGCAAGGAAGUCUGUGCAGAUAGUGCCGAUGGAUUUUGUAAACUCGAAGCGGUUACCUUUGUGCAGAAUCCACAAAAUAGUGAGGUACUAAUGUGGGCCCAUUGGGAAAACAAGCAAGAUUACGGACAGGCUCGGGUCGCAGUGGCAUUUGGACAACCUGGCGGCCAAUGGAAAUUUGGAGGCUCGUUCCGUCCUCUUGACCAUGAAUCUCGCGAUCUCUCAUUCUUUCAGGACAACGACGGUUCUGGAUAUCUGAUCUCAUCGACGGCGAUGAACACGGAUAUGAACAUUUACAAACUUACGCCUGAUUGGCACAAUGUCGACAGUCUGGUGUCUACUGUCUUGAAAGGCGAGAGAAGAGAGGCGCCCUCAUUAAUCAAUCAUGAAAAUGUUUACUAUCUCUUCACCUCUAGAGCAGCCGGAUGGUACCCCUCUGAAGGCCAGUAUAUUUCUGCCACCGCUCUCGCGGGUCCAUGGAGUAAGAGUAGGAACAUUGGCAAUCUCUCUGGCUUUGGCGCUCAAUCGGGUCAGGUCCAAAAGAUAGGCUCGUCAUGGGUGAUGUGUGCAAAUCAGUGGAGUGCCCAAUGGCUCGACCCAGAGCCUCCCAGCCGCCAAAUCAUCCUGCCAAUCUCCAUGUCGAAUGGGUACGCCGAUUAUCAUUUUUAUCGCCAACUGAGAUACCUCGAUGGUACAGCCGGCCAGGCGGGAGUUUAUGGGGUCCAGAGCGGCAAGAUCCUUUCAGUCGGUCGGGAAUCUUCUGCCUCUGCAAGUGUUGCAGGUUUUGAAGAGGUCAAAGCUACCAAUGGCGUCCACCUAGAUCCCAACAACUUCUACCAAUCUACAACAGUCCCAUUCUCUUACGUCGUUGAGUUAGGGAUUGAGAGCUCUCUCAGUCAGUUUGAUCUGACGACUAGACUAGUCGGUGGAAGUGAAACAGCCUAUCAAUUCACGAUUUCCGGGCGAGCUAGUUCGACGAGUCCAUUCGAAGUGAUUGUCGACAAGAGCAAAAAUACUAGGGUUGGAUUUGUUUCCGGCACGCUACCUAGCUCGAAAAGAUAUUCCGCCGUCAGAUUAGACGUCAAGUCCGUAUUGAAUGUCCACAAUAAGCAGCCCGCCAAUUGGGCACAGGGUAUCAACCAGUUCACCAUCUACGGUCAGGAUGGACCUUUCAUAGAUCAGUCCGGCGGACGCACUCGAACUCUCAGCCGCCGCUUUCAAAGAAGAUGA
Molecule: messenger RNA, 1296 nt
Organism: Puccinia triticina
Lineage: Eukaryota; Fungi; Basidiomycota; Pucciniomycetes; Pucciniales; Pucciniaceae
Exons: 2
Coding region: 1-1296 (431 amino acids)
Biological process (GO): carbohydrate metabolic process
Molecular function (GO): hydrolase activity, hydrolyzing O-glycosyl compounds
Source: RefSeq, a predicted model, not a curated record